AUGGCUGCUCGUGGAGAGUCGCGGCCGCGAUGUCUGGGGAGCAACAACCCCAAUAUCCCCCAUCCAGCAUCGAUCGAUCGGCCGAUUUUCUCUGAGGAAUGGGGUUCUGUCGCCCCGAGCGGGUAUCGCGUCACAGACCAUAUGAUCAAUGAACCACGGCCGGGAAAGGAGUCGUUCAAGAUAAUAAUGGUCGGCUGUGGACCAGCAGGAAUCGAUUUCUUGCACCAUGUUACCAAGGAGUUUGGGCCUGGCUCUGGCGUGGAAUUUGCAUGUUUUGACAAGAACCAUGAUGUUGGCGGCACCUGGCUGGAGAAUCGAUACCCAGGGUGUGCCUGCGAUGUGCCCAGCGCCAGCUACCAAUUCCCCUGGAGACCUAAUCCUGACUGGACACGGUAUUAUUCUCCCUCGAAGGAGAUCUGGGAAUACUUUAGAAAGAUCGUUGAGGAAGAAGGGAUGAUGAAGUAUAUCCGGUUACGGACGACAGUCACGCACGCGGAGUGGGAUGAGGAUAGAUCGAAAUGGUCGAUCUCGCUUGAGGAACGAGAUACGGCAGACAAGAUCAUCAAGACGUGGGUGGAAGAAUGUGAUUUGCUCUUGAGCGGAACUGGCAUCUUGAAUGCUUGGAAAUGGCCAGAUAUUCCCGGGAUUAUGUCCUUCAAAGGCAAACUCUUCCAUACUGCACGGUAUGAUGAAGGUUAUGACUUGCGAGGGAAACGCAUUGCUGUCAUAGGUUCCGGAAGCUCGGGAGUCCAAACAGUUGCAUCCAUCUAUAACGAUGCUGCGAGAGUGUAUACAUGGGUGAGAACACCGACAUGGGUCACGGCUGGGUUUGGGCAGAAGUUUGCUGGGGAGGGAGGAUCGAAUUUUGCCUAUGACGAAGCACAAAAGGAGAUAUGGCGGAGUGACCCAGAAAAGUAUAGAAGGUAUAGGAAGAUGGUCGAGAAUGAGCUGAAUGGGAGAUUUCGUUUUAUUCUAAGGAACAGUAAAGAGUCUGACGAUGCAAACGAGUUCUCUUACAACGAAAUGACAUCAAAGCUGGGAGAUAACCAACGGCUAAAAGACAAUAUAAUCCCGACCAAUUUUAAUGUGGGUUGUCGACGCGCUACGCCAGGAAACGGAUAUCUAGAAGCUCUGGUGGGAGAGAAGACAACUUGUUAUACCGAAGGCAUCAAACGCAUAACAGAAAAGGGGUUCCUCGAUCCAGACGGAAGAGAAGUAGAAGUCGACGUCAUCAUCUGCGCGACUGGAUUCGAUACCACAUUCCGCCCUCGCUUCCCCAUCAUUGGGCUAGAUAAACAGGACCUCGCUACACGCUGGGCCGAAGAACCAGACGCCUACGUAGCAGUCGGCGUACCCCGUGUACCAAAUUAUUUCACAUAUACUGGCCCAUAUGGACCCCUAGCACAGGGAUCCGUUCUACCUCUUCUCACCCUAUAUUCCAACUACUUUAUGCAAGUGAUUAAGAAGAUGCGCAAGGAACAUAUACGGCGCCUAAGUCCCAAGGAGAGUGCCGCAGCUGCAUUCCGUGAACAUGCAAAAGUCUACCUCCAACGUACCGCUUGGUCGGAUGCGUGUAGUAGUUGGUUCAAGCAAGGGAGGAAAGAUGGAAAUAUUGUGAUGUGGCCUGGUAGCAGGCUGGCGUUUUUUGACGUUAUGUCGGAACCCAAGUUUGAAGAUUAUGAGAUUGAGUAUUGGAGUGGGAAUCGAUGGGGGUAUUUGGGGAGUGGGUUCACGACUGAAGAGUUUGAUGGGGAGAGCGAUAUCAGCUAUUAUUUGAACUGUAGGUUGUAUCCUGAGGUGGAUGAAGCGGAGAAGAAAGCGAAUGAGGAGGCACAUAUAUCGGAAACGGUGGAUGUUAAUGGCCUGCUGCUUUGCACGCCUGGACAUCUUACCCGAUGA
Molecule: messenger RNA, 1899 nt
Organism: Arthroderma uncinatum
Lineage: Eukaryota; Fungi; Ascomycota; Eurotiomycetes; Onygenales; Arthrodermataceae
Exons: 4
Coding region: 1-1899 (632 amino acids)
Molecular function (GO): N,N-dimethylaniline monooxygenase activity; flavin adenine dinucleotide binding; NADP binding
Source: RefSeq, a predicted model, not a curated record